AGCAGGUGGUGACGUUGGUACCCAAGUACCUCACUGUAAAGGUGGAAGAUGGUUUAAUAUUCCGCUAAUAAGGAGAUUUAAACUUGUUCAAUUCGCAGCAGAACCGCUUGAAACGGACAAUAACAAAUAUGUUUAAAGGCUGGGGAUCGUGGCUUGGCAUGGAUUCCACCCCAGGAUCCAACACAGAAGGAGACGAUGCUGCUGAAAUAGUCGGAAGGAAGAAGCAACCAGGGGAACUUGAGGUAAACAAACAAGAAGCCAGCGAGAGCCCAGCGCAGCCAGACGAUGGCCAAACGCAGCCGAUACUGCAGCAGGCCAAGGGGCUGAGUGGUUACAUUAUCAACAUUGCGAGCAGUGCGACCAAGAAAAUAACAGAGUCUGUGGCGGAGACUGCACAGACCAUCAAGAAAAGUGUGGAGGAUGGAAACAUCGAUGGUAUUAUUGACAAGACCAUUCUGGGAGAUUUUCAAAAAGAACAGGAAAAAUUUAUGCAAGAGAAGAAUGCCAAGAAAACAGAUGCAGCAGCGCCUCCUUGGGUAGGCUACAGUGAGGAGGAGACUAUCCAGCAGCAGAUCUUGGCUUUAUCAGCGGACAAAAGGAAUUUUCUUCGCGACCCUCCGGCUGGCGUGCACUACAACUUUGAUGUAGAACAGAUGUAUCCCAUUGCCCUGGUGAUGCUGCAGGAAGACGAGCUCCUUAACAGGAUGCGCUUCGACCUCGUCCCGAAACAUGUAAAGGAGGAGGUGUUCUGGAGGAACUAUUUCUACCGUGUGUCCCUCAUUAAGCAGUCAGCACAGCUCACUGCGCUGGCGGCCCAACAGCAGGCCGCAGAGAGAAGAGAGGACGAGAAGAAUGCCGCCGCCCCGCAGGCCGAGAGCGUACCAGAAACCAUCAGACCAAAGACCCCUCCUACGACCAUCAAUGCCAAGGCCAAGUCCAGUGAGCAGCAUGACGAGGAAGAGAUCUCGACUAGUCCUGGUGUGUCCGAGUUUGUGAGUGACGCGUUCGACUCGUGCAACAUCAACCAGGAAGACUUGCGAAAGGAAAUGGAGCAGCUCGUCCUGGACAAGAAAGCCAAUGUCUCCCCACAUGACGAAGACGCAUCCGAGUGGGAGAGGGAGUUGCAGAGAGAGUUGCAAGAGUACGAAGUGGUCGCAGGUACAGAUAAUCGUGAUGAUAACUGGGACCGUGAGAUUGAGGAAAUGUUGCAGGCUGACAGCUAAACCCUAAGAACCCUCCCUUUUCAUGUGGACCCAUCACUGCACUGGGAGAGAGUGACCAAGAGCGGACCAGAAAAAAAACAACCGUGUUUCGACCAAGUGUGGGAUUUGGAAGACACUGCAUUUAGACCCUAAUAUCAUACUUUAUGAUAUUAUAAUGACACAUUUAUCUGUUGAAAUGAAUUAAGAAAUCUCUUAAGAAUUCAUUCUCCUGAUUUAACAGUAGUUAGAUUUAGGGAUGUAUUCACACUCUGUUUAAUAAAAGUGGACUUUGGCUCACUGCCAAAUACACUGCAUCUAAAGUAAACUCCCUCUUUGCUUAUAGACUUUGUAAGAAAUAUUUGGUUCUGCCUUUUUAUACUAUCAAUGAUCUGUCAUUGUGUUCAGUUGGACCUACUUUAUUACUUAAUUAUUUACAUCAUAUUAUUUGAGACUUUUGGAUGGUCAUUUUUGAAACUUUACAGUUAAAUUGGCUCUCAGUCAAGUAAAUCUUGGCAUUUGAAGUCAAGGUGCCACACAGUGCUGGCCCAUUGACGAUAUGUAGACGACGUAUUUUUCCCUUGUGGAGAGUCUAUUGCGUCCUUGCAUCUGGAUUAAACAAUAUGUUUUGUAGUUGUAAGCAGUCUACGACAGAGCUGACUUGUAUAUUCACAUGGGAAUGCAGGUGAAAGUUUAGUUUUGUUUUCCUUUAUAUAGUGGUAUAAUAAUCAAAACUAAAUGAAAUCUGCACCAAUAAUGGAUAACUAAUAAAUCUUUGUUUUUCUUUCUCA
Molecule: messenger RNA, 1990 nt
Organism: Electrophorus electricus (electric eel)
Lineage: Eukaryota; Metazoa; Chordata; Actinopteri; Gymnotiformes; Gymnotidae
Gene: syap1
Product: synapse associated protein 1
Biological process (GO): TORC2 signaling; regulation of short-term neuronal synaptic plasticity
Cellular component (GO): nucleus; synapse; cytoplasm
Source: RefSeq, a predicted model, not a curated record